UAUAAAGUCCAUGGGCAGGAGCAUGACAACACAUACGCACACACUAGUCGGCUGCCGCUAUUUCAGCGGGCAGCUCGGGAGAGGAGGCUGCGCUGAGGAAACCCAUUCAUCACUCACAACUGGAAAUAAAGGACAAGGACGGAUCAGCAUCACGAGGAGACACUUUGUGUCAGUCACAGCACCAGAGAAAUCUUUUGUAGGAGCCCAUACUCCUGCGGAGAGAACUGCUGGCAGACUUUUGCACAUUCACAUAUAAGGACGGUAUCAGUAAAAUGGGCUGCUCCUCUGGGCGCCAGCCACCUGCACCUGUCUUUCACCCAGACCUGGACUGCACGACCACCACACAGGCAAACAGUUUAUCACCGGACUCAGUCAACCAGGGAAUGAAUGGCGAAGGAAAUGCUGGAAGAGACACUGUCAAAUCCCCUGAGUCGCACCCGACACUGGAGCGUCUGGCUCAGGCCACGGGCGGCACUGAAAAGUCCUGGUACCGAUGCGUGUUCCCUUUCGGGGUGAUCUCACUGGUGAUUGGGAUGGCAGGCACAGGUGUGACGUUCACCUUUAACACUCAGCUCCAGACGAAGGUCGUGUCGGUGGCGCUGCUGUGUGUUGGUGUUCUGAUGCUGCUUGUGGCCACUAUCUGCUGGAGGGCUCACAGACUGAAACGAAAGAAAAAGAAGGACGGCGGAUUCUUCACCACUGAUCAAGGACCUUUGUGAUAUAAACAGGACAGACAGCGAUCACUCCUUUGGUCUGAACUGUUGCGCACUUUGACUCUAUAGAGAGUUGGUAAAAGUUUGGUAUGGUACUUUUGAUAUCGUGUUGAAGCAGAGUUCGCACUCAUUGUCACCUUCUUGAGGAUAGGAACAGGGUUUAAACGUAUUGUGCAGGUAACAGCUAAAAGUUUGGAAUAGACUGCAAGUUUUUAGGCAUGUUUGUCAAAGCUUGUUCAGCAUCUCAUACGGGGAUGUGCCAUUAUAUGAGUAAGUGAUGGACCAUAUCUCUGACUGCCAACUAGUAGACUACAUUUCUGAUGACAAUAUUGGCACCUGAAGGACCGUAAUUUCCAGACUAUAAGCGCAACUUUUUCUUACAGAGUGAGGCCUUGAACACAGAUGCAGAUAAUAAAUGGAUCACAAGCAUCAUGCUGCCAAUAUAUCGAGUCGCAUCACAUCAGACCAAUGAUAAUAGAGGUGUUUUAUUUACAUUAAAGUGCCACAUGCGCUGUUUUAGAGACCACGUAAAUCAAAGUGCCAGGAACACGUACGGGCUAAAACAGCACAUUGAUCACUUUAAUGUAAAUAAAAAGCAGCAAGUACCAUUGAUCUGAUGCGACAAGUCUAAUGGUAUUGGCGGCAUGAUGUGCAUUCAGAACACUGUAAAGUUUGUCUCAAUACUGGACACCAUUUUCAAAUGCAUAGACAGCACUGUUGCACCUGCCUACAGAUUGGUGUAUACACAUUCGUGUACAAAAACGUUUUCCUUCUUAAAUUUGGUGUAUGCAGCUUAUAGUCAGAUGCGCUCAAUAGUCUGGACCUUGCGGAUGUAUUUAUUUCUGUAAUGUGCCUUUAAGCUGCCAUUACCCUUCUUCCAAAUCAGCCAACAUUGUUUGGCUUAACAGAUGUCUCCAUUAUUGGCUCACAGGAAGGCACAGAUUGGGAAAAUGGGCCUUUAGGUUUUCAAACAUGCCUCACAGUCUCCACAGAUGGUAUUCACGAAUGAACUGUAUCGACGUUGUGCUUAACCACAGUGAAACCACCUGAUGUUUGCGCUAUGAAUGUGCAACGUGUCUUUAUAGUGAACCUUUUCCCAGUUGCACAGUGUAUUUCCAGCUUAAUGUAGCCUUCUAGAAACAACAAAUGAAAAUAUGCAUGCCCAAGUCGACCUGCCAGGUUUAGGAUAGUCUGACUAAACGUGUGAUAGAGCCGGCAUAUAAAUGAAACUGCCUAGACACGUAUUGUUGAUGUGCCUUUUGCAUGUUUCUUUCCUGAUUAGAAUAGCCAUGGAGUAUUUGGAAUUAUUUUUAUUCAAAAUAUAUUUUGUCAGACAGGUGACUUCCAUCACUUGUUCCUAGUACUGGAUCAAACUGACUUGGAAAUCCUUUUGCAUUCAAGUUUGAAGCAAAAAAAAACAAAAAAAUCCCUGUGUUUAUUGCAGUCGAUUUUGAAAUCACAGGCUCUUCGUUCUCAUGAGCUAAGAGCUCAACUGUGAUUUUCUUGUGUUCACUAAGCUAUCAGACUCGUACAUGUUCACCGGAGAUGUGAAUGAUUCCGACGAGCAUAUCCUUGAGAAAAUCUAUUACAAAGAUGUAGCAUUUGCGAACAAAACCUAUUAGAUAGAGUCGCAGGUGGUCUACGUUCAGAAGUAAUUCUUACCAGUUACCCAGCAGUUGUCUUGUCGCUGUAGCAAAUCUUCUUGUUAUUAUUUGGUUUUGAUUAAAUGUUUACCUGCUGUGAAAUCGUGGUGCCGACGUUUCUAUGGUGUGACGGUGUGAAACAGCUAGCAGAAUACCGUUUUGGUGCUUUUUUGAACAAUGAUAUUCUGAUGCAGUAUUUUGGUGAUAAUGUAGCACCAUUUCGGAAUGUACCUCGUCUUUUGAGCGCCACUGACUACACUUCAGUGACAUUUUAACAUUGUUUCACAGUCACUUGGAAAAGCAUUUGUUGAUGGUGGAAUUAGCUUCAAAUGUUGAGCUAAUGUAAUAAAUACGUUUAAAAGCUUGUUUUUCUCCAUCAGUCACAACCCACUCUUUUUAUUUUAGUCUGUUAGCAGCUCAAAAUUCAGUUAACCAUAGAAAGCUAAAGUUAUUCAAUUAAAACACUGAGUACAAUGAAAUGAUGCCACUUCAAAUAACUGAUUCCUUCUUCUUUAAUGAUGUAACUACCUGUCAGAUCUCCUGGCUGAUCUUAUCCAGACUGAACCAACUGCAUAUCAGUAAAACGGCAGUGAAACCAUCCUGUCAGAUAAAAGCAGUUGACGUUCAAUCAGUGAGUCAUUGCCACUUUGUGCUACUGAAGAGUCCUUUCUAUUGUUGUUGAGCUGCAACAUGUAAUGUGUCUACAAUAUGCUGAUUGAUAAAAAAUUUAAAAAAAACAAUCCAUAUUGAUCUGAAUGAAGACCCUAUGAGGGCUCAUUUGAGUUUGAAUAAAUGUCAUUAAAAGUCAGUUGUGUGGUCUUGAUAUUGAUAUUUUUUCAUCUGAAUUAUCUGUGGUUAUAGCUUUCCGAUUAGUGCAUUCGUGCAGUUUUUUUUGUGUGACUUUUAAUAUCUGUUUGGUGCUAUAAAAGUGGAAUCAUCUGAUGCCAGGAAAUAAGCAGCACAAAAACCUAAAUUUAUUAUUAUUAUUCUUGACUGUAUGAAGGUUUUGAUUUCUAAAUCUCAUUAUUAAAUAGUAGAUUUUUGCUUUUCUGUUUACUUACACUGUUUACGGACUGAAUUUAAAAUGAAUGUUGAUUUUUAAUUGGUGUUUUUUUUUUUUCCAUGGAAAAUGUAUUGAAAUGUCACUUGUCUUCCCCUUGAGAGGGGUGUAUGAGGAGGUCCCACAGACCCAUUUUCAACCAUGUCAUCUUAUUUGGCCUUUUCCUUAUUGCUUAAUGACUGUGCAGCACCACUCUUUGAGAUGAAAAAAAAAACAGCUAUGAAAAACAAGACAAUGGUGAAAGGUCAGUGGUAAAAGACACAGGAAUUGAGCAUUAGGCACAGAUCUGUAUUCGUGACCUUCUGGUGAAUGGAAUAUUCCGAUGGUAACAAUGGGGCGAGGUCCGUAUGGCCGCCCUAACUGGCCCUAUUUAUUUGAAUCUUCAUGUAAAUGCUUUUUCACCAGUGGAGCCUCAUGAAAGUGUAGCGACAUUAUAAUCUGCUUAGGUCUGUUACCACUUUCAUCCUCCCCUGUCAAACAUGUCCUAAAUAAUGACAGUAAUUUUAUAGAUAUUUUUUUUAUUAUUAUUAAAAACUGCCUCAUUUGAGCUCAGCACCUUUACAAACACAGCUGUAUCAUUGAAUAUUCAUGCAAGCACAGAAUCCUACAUGUCCACACAUUCUCCCCUUCCUCCCCCGUUCAUCCUCCUCCUCCUCUCAUCCCUCCAUCUAUAAGGGAUUGUGUCAUUCCCUCUCUCCCUCUCCCCUUGGAUAAUGCUAAAAAUAGCUCUAGCUGAUGUAGAAAGCAAAAGGAAACAGGCAAGAAGGGUGGGCCAAAUAUGUCUGGAAGAGGAAUCCUCACUGAGCAUUCCAAAUCAGAAUGCGGAAUGGAUAUUGUAGUCUGGGAGAACUCAUUAAAAGGCAGGAAAUAUGCAUUGUUGACUGAAUGAAUAAACAAUAUGUGAGAUGUUAUCACCACUUUGGGAUGCCUAAAUUAUUCUGGCCGAGCGGACGGUGUUUCUGUUGCCCUACUUUGCUAACAGUCUCUGUUCUGGAAAAAAUCAAAUAACCCAUAGAAAAGAAAACAUGCAGUGGAGAACAACAAAGGAAGGGGUGGAACAUGACACACAAAAUCUGACUAUACAAAACAC
Messenger RNA from Synchiropus splendidus (mandarinfish), 4506 nucleotides. Its product is annotated as transmembrane protein 100-like. Gene Ontology annotation, biological process: cellular response to BMP stimulus. The coding region runs from base 273 to 719 and encodes 148 amino acids. The transcript is spliced from 2 exons. NCBI's taxonomy places the organism in Eukaryota, Metazoa, Chordata, Actinopteri, Syngnathiformes, Callionymidae. The record is from RefSeq and is a predicted model, not a curated record.